Molecule: messenger RNA, 1879 nt
Organism: Linum trigynum
Lineage: Eukaryota; Viridiplantae; Streptophyta; Magnoliopsida; Malpighiales; Linaceae
Source: the annotation of a GenBank genome assembly
CUACGACAUUACUGGAGGAUACCCCCAAAUCAAAGUGGGAAAGGAAGGCUUAAGCGGUUUCCCAACACUCCACUGACCACUCUACUGUGUGCAACUCUGCUCCAAUCAAAACCCGAACCAGCUCAGAAAAGAAAACGAGGAAGAAAAAGGAAUGGGAAAGAUCGAAGCUUUAGCCAAAGUUUGCGUCUUUGUGUCACUCUUCUUCCCCUGAAUCUGAUCAGUUGGUGGGUUAAGCUCGGAGAAGAGAAGUGGGGUUCAGAAGAAGAAGGAAGUAUGAGUGUUUCUGUUACUGUAAUGACCUUCAAUCUGGAUGAAGAUCAGGCGGCAGAGGAUAGUAGCAGUAGCCCCAAUUCAAGGGAGAAGAGGAGGGAUUUGUGUUUGAGUGUCAUUACCAGUUACUCCCCUAUCAUCCUUUGUACUCAACAAGGAGUGAAGUCACAGUUGGAAUAUCUGCAGCAAGGUUUGCCAGGUUAUGAUCAGUUUGGCGUGUCAAGGAAAGGGUUCGAGGAUAGUACUGACGAAUACUGCAACAUCUUCUACAACAAGGAAAAUGUAUAACUAUUAGAAGGAGUCUCCAUCUGUCCCAGGCAGUAUAUCAUGGGGUGCUUCCGUUCUAUGCAUUGCAACUUGGGCGAUAUCCUUCCAAACUCAUGUAGUUUUUCCUUAUAUGGCUUUGUCUAGUUUACCUGUGUGCUUCUUUUCCUUGACAUGGUGUCCACACAUUCCAACUCCAAGGAGUUGAGCCCCCAGGCUUCUCAUUCCAGAUAGUGAACACAAACAUGGACGAGUCGAGCCCUCGUGCCAGAAGACGAAGCGCUUUGCUCACACGGCAGCACAUCGCGUCUUUACCUCCUAGCCUCCCUGUUCUUUACUGCGUGGAUUCAAUACCACCAAGAAGGAAUCAACCACAGGGCGUUUCCUUCUCGAUCGAUCAAGGUAUGUGUUCGUUCGUCUUUUGCAUUGGCCUGAGUUCCUCGUCACGUUGCUUCUAAGCACGACCCCUUUAAAUAAUCCAGAGAGCAUGGAUCCAUGGGAGAUAUGAAAGACGCGUGGCUCAAUGCUCGAGUGAGGAAGAAUGUCUCCUUGAUACACACUUACCAUGGAUUUAAAGGUUCUGCUCAAUUAGUAAAACUGUUGCUGCUCUUUGCUUAAGGUCUCCAUAACCUUAUAUGCAACAUUCAUUUCGCAUUAUACUUUUCUCGGCUAUCAGGUAACAAGCAAGGAGCCCUUGAGUUUGUGAAGCUGAUCUUCCGAGCACUGUGCCUUUGCUGGGACAGGCAGACACAGGACCUCCACAUAGAUUGGAUCCUCUACAGAGGGAGGUCCUUUGAUCCCAUCUUUAUGUGAAGUGGUGAGCGACAAUAUCGAUGGCUUCUACCCUUCCUCUCAUUACCCUCUUUUCGUGGAGUUCAUGCUUCCUCGUUCUGUGAGACUCGUCGAACAACCACCAGUACCAGCACCAGCAGGUGCUGGGCAGAAAAACCAAGCUGCAUAAUGAAUCCAGGGUCUUUGCUGGUUCCUGAGUUUCUUUAUUUAUUUUUUUUUUGUCGAUUUCAUACCUCGAUUCAUUGAUUGUUGCAGGAAUGUCUAGCUAAUUAGGUUGUUUUCUGGCCAUAUAGAAGGACUGUUUGUUGUUGUAGGACCAAAUUUGAAACUUCCCAACUUGUUAUAUGUUGCUUGUUGGAUUUUGAUUGUCUUUGAAUAUAUGUUGGAAAGAGACUUUUGGGUAGUUUUCUUCAUAAUCAAGAUUGUGAAGUGGGAGAUGUUUUCCUGUUCAACAAGUCUGGUUCUGAAUUGGUGUUGGAAAAUUGACUGCUGGUUUGUCUUGAAAGAGACUUUGGGUUCCUCAGUGAUGUAUGUAUAAAAGACAUAUUUAUAA